Vicia faba (fava bean) is the source of this 3336-nucleotide messenger RNA. Lineage: Eukaryota; Viridiplantae; Streptophyta; Magnoliopsida; Fabales; Fabaceae. The record is from the annotation of a GenBank genome assembly.
AUGAAUAUCGUUAAGGGUGUCGCCGACCUUAUACGAAGAACUUCCACCGGGCAAAGUGGCGAAUCCUCAGGUCAUGCUCAUAAGUUCUCUCCUCCUGGACCCAAGUUUCGCUUCAGUGAUGCUGGGGAUGAGGCAAUGGUAAAUACUCUUUGGGAGCGAUAUCAGCAAGUUGAUGAUAAGGUGGAGAAAAAGAGGCUGCUUCAUGUUUUCAUCAAGCAAUUUGUAGUUGUCUACAAGGACUGGGAACCUGUAAAUUCAGGAAUAUUAUUAGAGUCUGUUUCUCUUGAGAAUUUUUCAUCUACUGAUGAUGCAGUCAUUGGCUGCUCAGCUGGACAUCCCGUCGAAGUCAUUCGGGUAUUAGUUGAUGAGGUCACACUGUUAAGCUCACUAGUCACUGAGUUGAGCACCGGCACUUUGCUAUUGCCAACAGAAUUAUCUGGGGCUGCAACCAAGUCAUAUAUUACGUCUGAAGGGUUUUUAAUUUUGGAUGCCUUGAAAAUCAUUGCCCGUUCGUUAUACAAUUGUAGAGUAUUUGGAUACUAUGGUGGAAUUCAAAAACUUACAGCACUAAUGAAAGGGGCUGUGGUCCAACUUAAAACUAUAAGUGGCGCCCUUUCUGCUGAUGAAAGUUUGCCUGACUUUGCUAUGGAGAAAAUUAAUCUACUCCAACAAAUUCUGAUAUAUGUUGUGUCAAUAUUUUAUGUUUUCAUUGACUUAGGUUCAAAUAUAGACAAAAUGGACGAGCUGUUCUGCGGUCUUGUAGGCCUUAUUUCACGUGUUGAUACUGCAAUCAGCUCCUCAAAUAAUUCAAAGCUUUUGUCUACUGAAGCAAGGUUACAUUGGCGCCAGAAAGCAGUUGUGUCUGUGAUGGAAGCCGGUGGUCUAAAUUGGUUAGUAGAACUGUUGCGCCUUUGUAGAAGAUUCAGCUUGAAAGAACUGUUGAUGGAUGAUUCACUUCAGUACUUGAGCUUGAAAAUUCUUUCUUUGGCCUUAUCUGCAAAUCCCCGGGGUCAGAAUCAUUUUAAAAGUAUUGGAGGGCUGGAAGUGCUGCUGGAUGGUCUUGGAUUUCCAUCAAAUUAUGCAACAACUUACAGUAAAUUUGUUUUGACUAAUGGAUUCAGGGAUGAUAAACCACUGCAAAAAAUAUUUCAGCUUCAUAUUCUUGCUCUGGAAGUUUUAAGGGAGGCUGUCUUUGGGAACAUGAACAAUUUGCAAUUUCUUUGUGAAAAUGGUAGGGUACAUAAAUUUGCAAAUAGUUUUUGUUCGCCGGCUUUUGUACUUCAAGAUUUGAGACACGGGGGAGAUAUCGCUGAACAGCAGGCUGUCAGUGUUCCUGGUGACAUUCACGAAAAGGAAAAUUAUAUGAAAUCUGAUCCAGCGACGGCUUCUGCUGGCCUUCCACCUAAUGCUUCUUUUUCUCAUUUUUGGAAUGAUUAUGUCCUUACACUUAGCAGAAGUCUCUGUUCCUUUCUUAUAAUUCCUGGAGUUUCUAAAUCUCUUAAUAUCCAACUAUCUUCUGGUCGACUUGCAUUUCCUGUUUCCUCAUCAUAUUGCGAAUUGUCAAUCAAAUGGUUCAUGAGAGUUCUUUUUACAAUAUUUCCCUGUAUCAAAGCUUGCUCAAAUCAGAAUGAGUUGCCAAGCUAUUUAAGGGUUUUUGUCACUGUUUUACAGAACAAAGUUCUCAGUGCAUUUAGAAGUCUUCUUUCUACUUCUCCCGUGUCACUUGAAAUUUUCCGUGAAGAAGGACUAUGGGAUCUCAUCUUUUCAGAAAAUUUCUUUUACUUUGAAUCAGCUUCCAAAGAAACUGCUGGACAGAUAUUUGCAUACAAUAAGAAGUCCGAAUUGUUGACGGCUUCAAGUAGCACUAUUGAUACACCAGAAGUCCAUGGGGUUAAUAGUCUGCAAUUGGAAAUAAUCUCAUUUUUGGAAUUUGCUGCAACUUCUAAUGGAAAUACACACAACAUGACUGAAUUGUCUGCUCUGCUGGAUGCACUUGACCAUUCUGCUUGUAAUUCUGAAAUUGCUGGUCUUCUUGUCAGGAGUUUGGUUCAUAUUUUGCAGCUCUCCCCCGAGAAAACUAUUACUUCUUGUAAAACCUUGAAUGCAGUUUCUCGGGUUUUACAAGUUGCUUGUGUUCAAGCACUAGAGUGUAAAAGAUCUGGAAGUAUGAACCCCUCCAGUGUAAAUAGUGGUUUGGAAUUUUCAGAAUCGGUGCCUGAUCAACAAAAAUGCAAUUCACCUGAGACAGUGCUAAAUUGGUUUGGUUGCAUGAAAAUGUGCAUGGAGUUCUUUACUAAGUUUUCUGCAUCAUCUGAAGAUACAAAGAGUUUUAUAUUGCAGAGUCUUGCAAGCAUUGAUUGCUUGUUUGAUUUAUUUUGGAUAGAAGGUUUGAGAGAUGAUGUGCUUGGGCACAUACUUGAUCUCAUGAAGAUUAUGCCAUUCUCGGAGGAAGAUAAAAAAGCAAAGUUACAGUUAUGCUCUAAGUAUUUAGAAAUGUUCACACAAAUAAAAGAACGGGAGAAAUUUUUUGUUGAUCUGUCUAUUGAUAUGUUGGCUGGAAUGAGAGAUAUGCUUCUGGCUAAUCAAGCAUACUAUCAGGCACUGUUUCGUGAUGGGGAAUGCUUUUUGCAUGUGGUAUCAUUACUUAACAGCGAUCUAGACAAGGAAAAUGGGGAAAGAUUAGUUUUAAAUGUACUCCAAACACUUACUCGUCUGCUUGCAAAUAACGAUACCUCAAAGGCCGCUUUUAGAGCUCUAGCUGGAAAGGGGUACCAGACUCUGCAAAGCCUGCUAUUGGAUUUUUGCCAGUGGCAUUCAAGUGAAAGCCUUUUAGAUGCUUUGCUUGAUAUGCUUGUUGAUGGUAAAUUUGAUAUCAAGAUCAGUCCUAUAAUUAAGAAUGAAGAUGUGAUAAUACUAUAUCUGAUUGUGUUGCAAAAGAACAGUGAAUCAUUGCAGCAUCAUGGGCUGGAUGUGUUUCAGCAUUUACUAAGAGAUUCAAUUUCUAAUAGAGCUUCCUGUGUCAGAGCAGGGAUGCUUGAUUUUCUUCUGAAUUGGUUUUGCCAAGAAGAUAAUGACAGUGUGAUAUUUCAGAUUGCCCAGUUAAUUCAAGCCAUUGGUGGGCAUAGUAUAUCAGGGAAGGACAUACGUAAAAUAUUUGCUUUACUCCGAAGUGAGAAAGUUGGAAUGAGGAGGCAGUACUGCUCUGUUCUGUUAACAAGUCUCUUGUCAAUGCUACAUGAGAAGGGGCCAACUGCCUUUUUUGAUCUCGAUGGGCUUGAUUCUGUAAGUCCUGAAGCUAUUAUAAACUCAUCUAUAACUCCCGAUUCUUCUAUGUAG